Messenger RNA from Rhodamnia argentea, 1242 nucleotides. Its product is annotated as WD repeat-containing protein 53. Lineage: Eukaryota; Viridiplantae; Streptophyta; Magnoliopsida; Myrtales; Myrtaceae. Bases 59 to 1135 code for a protein of 358 amino acids. Gene Ontology annotation, molecular function: protein binding. The transcript is spliced from 11 exons. The record is from RefSeq and is a predicted model, not a curated record.
UCCCCUGUUCCGCAGCAGAGACCGAGAAAAUCGGCAAGUGUGAAGGGGGGGGGAUGAUAUGAGCUCGCCGUCGGAGCCGAGACGACUGAAGGGGCACAGAGCGACGGCCACGUGCUGUAUCGCCUCUCGGGAUCGCCCUGGCCUCGUGGCCACUUCCGGCGAAGAUGGUUGUGUUUGCUGGUUCGACAUGCGUUGCAAAGACGUCCAACUUGUCAUGGAGAUUGGGAAGGAAGCCAGUUCAUCCUUGUGUUUCAAGCCUGGUAAUGAAGAUAUUGUAUAUGUUUCGUCUGGCAAGGAAGUCAAGUGCUUCGAUGUUCGUCUGGGCACCUCAUCAACGCCAUUGGAGUGUUAUGAUUACAACAAAGAAGAAAUAAACCAGAUUGUAUGCAGCUCAAAGUCAUUCCUUGCUGCAGCAGAUGAUGGUGGCGAGAUAAAGAUUAUUGAUAUUCGUCAACAAUGUCUUUACAAAACACUAAGAAAUGGCCAUUCAAGUAUUUGUAGCAGCGUGCAGUUUCUCCCUUGGAAACCUUGGGAAGUCAUCACUGGAGGCCUUGAUUCAAAGCUGGUGAUGUGGGACUUCUCCAAAGGGAGACCUUUCAAAGUUGUAGACUUAGGGUCAUCUGAAAUGACAAGUGGCAAUAGCACAGGGCAAUGCUUCAAUCCUGCUUUUGUUCACUCAAUAGCUGUUCCAGAUGUUGAUAUGCUGGACAAAUUGGGCAAAAUCUGUGUUGUGGCACGUGGUGAUGGUGGCGCCGAUGUAAUGAACAUUGAAUCAGAACUUGCUGCUACCAGGACAAAAAGUUCUGUUAAACCCCGAAAGGGAUCUCACUCCAGAUCAAAUGAUGCAGAAAAUACAGAUACCCGGGGGAGAUUACACUUGGAUUACACUUUGGGGGGUCAUACUGCUGCCAUUUCUUGUGUGGCAUUUUCAAUGUUUGGUCAGCGGGGGGAGUUCAUAAUCUCUGGGGGAAAUGAUAAAUCCAUCAAGUUGUGGAAUCUGUUCAAGUACAUUGAUACAAACCAAAGUGGCAGCCAAAGUGAUCUUCGUGAUCUCUUACAUCUCAACAUUGAUCUAAGCAGAAAAUGCUUCGCAUGUGCAGGUGAAUUGGCUGUGCACAACUCCUGCUGUAACUGAGAACCUCAUUGUCUGUGACACAACCAAAGUAGUCAAAGUCUACAGUAUUUCCUAGUUAUGCAAACCUGAAGCUGUGGAAAGCAGGAACUCCUCUGCUGCAUAACGGA